Jaminaea rosea is the source of this 362-nucleotide messenger RNA. RefSeq lists its product as hypothetical. The transcript has a single exon. The record is from RefSeq and is a predicted model, not a curated record. Bases 95 to 316 code for a protein of 73 amino acids. Lineage: Eukaryota; Fungi; Basidiomycota; Exobasidiomycetes; Microstromatales.
ACCGCAGUCCCGUCAAGAAGGGUGGAGAGGUUCCGGGCGAUUAGUGGAACAGGCGGAAGGGAGUACCUUGACGAGGCGACAUGAUGCUGUGACGAUGAUUCUGCUGCUGAUGAUGACGCUGGCGAGGGGCCUGACAUGCAGCUUGUUGAUGGCAGGAUGGAAAAGGGAUGCAAGACGAAGUCGAGAACGAAGAAAGAAAGUGAGGCGGGAAGCGGUGUGGAGUCGAGAAGGCGGACUGGCGCCCGAGGGGAGCUACUCCAGCUUGUGGUCGAGCAUGAUGAAGGUCAUUGUAAUUGUACAACAGGAGACGCCCUGAUCCUCAGCAUUAGAGGGAAGCACCGCGACGUACUGCUAGCUUUGCU